Molecule: messenger RNA, 3524 nt
Organism: Alligator mississippiensis (American alligator)
Lineage: Eukaryota; Metazoa; Chordata; Crocodylia; Alligatoridae
Gene: GPALPP1
Product: GPALPP motifs containing 1
Exons: 9
Coding region: 63-1109 (348 amino acids)
Source: RefSeq, a predicted model, not a curated record
AUCGGGCGACGCCGGAAGCGCGGCGGAGUCUGGUUGCGUUGCGCUGUGCCGGCGCUUUUGUUAUGGCCCGGGAGCUGAUCGGGCCGGCGCUGCCCCCGGGCUUCCCGCGCUGCCCCGAGGCGGACCCCGACGAGGACUUCACGCAGGUUGCAGGACCUGCAUUGCCUCCAGGCUACAAAAGCAGCUGCAGCUCAGAAACGUCUAACAGUGAUGAAGACCCAGAGUUUCUUCCUUUGCUCAGAGAGAUGGAUAGAGAUUCUGAAGAGCCAGACACAGAUCCAGCACCCAAAAAACCAAAGAGAGUGCAGAAAGAUGACAGUGAUGGCUUUUUUGGACCUGUUCUUCCUCCUGGAUUUAAAAAAGAGGAUGAUUCUCCAGAGAGGCCUGUUAUAGGUCCUGCAUUGCCACCUGGGUUUAGGAAACCUUCACAAGACUCUGAGGAGAACAGCUGUCCCGUAGGACCUUCUGUUCCUCCACAAUUCAGUUCCCAGGCAACAGAUAGUAGUGAAGAGGACGAUGAUCUCAUAGGUCCGAUGCCUGCCAAAGGACCAGUGGAAUCUGAUGUCACUAGAGAGUUUGAAUACAGAGCUCAAAGAAUGAAAGAAAAGCUUACUUGUACAGACAAUGAUGGGUCCAAGCGAGUUACAAGGGAAUCUUGGAUGACGGAGCUUCCACCAGAAUUGAAAAAAUUUGGAUUGGGUCCAAGAACUUUCAAGAGAAGAGCUGAUGACAAAUCAGGAGAUAGAUCAAUUUGGACAGAUACUCCAGCUGACAGAGAGAGGAAAGCCAAAGAAAUGCAUGAGGCAAAGAAGUCAACCAGUAAGGGUGAUGAAGAAAUUGUAUUUUCGAGGAGGGACAAGAGACUGGCUGAGCAAGUAUCUUCAUAUAAUGACUCAAAGAGACCAGAAUCUCUCAUGGAUAUGCAUCACAAAAAAUUAAAGAGCAAAGCCACAGAAGAUAAGAACAAGCCUCAAGAGAGAAGGCCGUUUGAUCGAGAUCAGGACCUCCAAGUCAAUCGAUUUGACGAAGCUCAGAAGAAGGCUCUUAUCAAGAAAUCCAGAGAGCUAAACACCAAAUUUGAACAUAGCAAAAGCAAUAUGUUUCUAUAAUGCAAAAGACAUGAAGUUGAGGAGACUUUGAAUCCAGACUUUGAGUUCUGAAUUGGGAGCCUACCGGAGCUCCUGCUGGGAAGUAUUAACUAUAUGGCAGCUUUCACCUUAUAACAAGGUAGUGCUUUUCUGAAAUGAAGUCCGUGUGUGUACGUGUUUAUGUAUAUAUAAUUCUUUAAAUAUUGUAUGUAAUACAUUUUAAAGAUUUUUAUCUUUUUUUUUUCUUGGUUUCAAAGCAAUGUUCAAGGUGUAGGAUCUGACGUGCGAUUCUGAUAGCCUUCUUCGGGAUUACACAAGUGUAAAACAAGGCCUAAUUUGGUCUGUAAAUCUUUUUUGUUAAUAGUGAUGUAUGAAAACCCAAUUUAGCUCUGAACCUGGGUUAAACUUGCGGGACUUCUCAGUCAGAAAAUUCAUAUUGAUUUAUAACUGAACAAAUGUGAUUUGGUAAUCAGAACAUAAGCAAGAAGCAUAAUGAUGCCAUUGCAAUUGUCUUUUAGAACAUACUCAUACUUUUUCAGAAGAAAGAAUCUUGCAAUUAAAUCUGAAAAUCCAGCCCAGCACAUUCAUAUUUUCAAAGAUGUUCUGUUACUGUUUUAUUACUCUUUAUGGUAUAAAAGUGGAAGCAAAAGUGCAAACCUGUAUUAUCAAUAUUAACUCCUUUUUAUUGUAUUUUAAAAUGGAAUAUAUGAGCUUAAAUAUUGUCCUUUUUAAGGAAGUAUUGAAAGGAACAAAGGGUAUCCCUGUCUAUGUACACAGUUUGAUAUAAUAGAUUUUAAUGACUCCUUUGGAGGUAAUGUGCAUCCUCAUAGCAUAUGUUAACUAUAGUAUGGCUCGUGCCAUUUUUCAAGAAGAGCUUCAGUGAUGUGCUAGAUCCAGGUUUAUUUACCUUAAUAUAUCAACCUAACAUACCAUAUGCUGCCAUGUUUUUAGUCAUUAGUAUAUUGAAUUAAUUCAUAGAUCUUGAGCAUGUAUCUAAAAUAGGCUGGAAAUUGUUAUUUUUUUAAUGCAAAAAGUUAAUGUUUAUGUGCACACUCUUUGACUAUUUUUAAAAUGAAAUUGUUUUGGAAACAAUUAUAGAGAAACAAUUUAGUCUUCUCUGCAAAAAUGUCUUUUAGCAUCGGUUGGUUUUGAAUUAAGGCUUUUAAGAUUUUUGAGGAGAGUUUGAACAAAAUCUUUGUGUCAGUAGCUUUGUUUUUCUCACAGCACAGUACCUCUUAGUAAGGAUAUUGUCUUUUGAACUUCUCAGUUUCCUUUCAUGCCUGGAAGCAUCACCUCUUCUAACGUUAGGGAAUAGAAAACGUUCCUACAGCAGCUACUAAAUUGCUCAUUUCAAAAUGUAACAUUAGGAAAGUAAUAUAUUCUUAACUUUCAGUGUGAUGUAGAGCCAAAAGCCAAGAGAAAAAUGUAAUGUCACGUGACCAGAGUUCUCUGUGGCCCACAGAAAAUGCUUCUCAGGGUGCAGUUAGGAAAUGGAUACUUCAGUAUCUAAUGUCAUGUUACACCUGAGAGAUGAAUUUUGUUGAAAUUAAGUAGUUCCCAGUCACGGGACAAUAGGACUACUGACAUGAACGAGUCCCGUUGCCAUGAAGUGUGUCACUGAGUACUGAAGUUCAUCUCUCACUGAGGUCAAUGGCUACAUUGUGAUUGACUUGUUGUGGGAGUUGCAUUUGAAUUUGAGUCUUAAGUUACAAAAGUGGAGGGUUGUUAUGAAAAGUGACGGACCUUGGGCUACAGCAGCACAAAUGCAGCAUUUCAAGGACUGUGUAUUACAUCAAGGGUUCAGUAAUUAGAAAUGUGUAUCCCACACAUCAAGGAGGACUGACUGAAGCAAGUUAGGCAAAUCAUUUUCUUUGAUCUGAUUAAUUUGUUUUUUUCUGAAGCCCCUCAUUCUGGAUUUGAUGAAGUAUGUGAUGUAAACUCAAGCAGGGGAAAAAGUGGAAAUGUUGAGUUUUAAAUUAAGCUUUUCAUUACUGUGUGUAAAUUGAGUGAACUUUUGAGUUGUAUUAAUACACAAAUUAAUCUCCUCCUACCAAUGCCAGAUCAUCUCCUAGAACACUCAUUAAAAUAAACAGUAACUCAGUAAAUUACAAGCUCAGUAAGCUUUUGUGUGAAGAGAUGGGCAAGCUGAAAAGCAUUUUUUGUUGAAAUGCUACUGGGUGAUAUUCAGAAUUUCAUUUUAAAGACCAGCAUUUUAGUACAUGGGGGGAAAAAAAAUCCCUGGAAUAAUUACUGAGCAUCAUUUCUGGUAACCAGCUCCUAAAAUGUACAUAACAGCUUCUAAAAUGUAUAUAACAGAUUGGUUUAAGUGAACAUGGAGAAUGCAUAAUCCUGGGUUUAAAAUACUUAUCUUUGUGUUAUGGAGCUCUAAAGAAUUUUUUUAUGCAUUCAUUAAAAACAAAUUACAGUGGUAUUUAA